AGGCAGAGUGGGGCGGGAAAUGCCUUUGCCAUCCAAGGAAAUCGCCUCCGCGUGGGCCACCGUCGCAUGUACACACAACAGCCAUGACUGCUGUCGGUUUCUGUGGAGAGUGGUUUAUUUUCACAUGCGACAAGAAACUCGUAGCAAUUCACUCCAAACAGGCCAGAGAAUCGUUUGUGUUUGACUGCGGCACUGCUGAGAAGAAGCCAAAGAAUGCGAAGGAGGAUAACAACAGUGAUGGCGGUGCCUCAGAGGAAACAGGAAGUGACAAAGUCCUUGCCUUCGCCGUAUCGCCAUCUGGAAAGUUGGUGGCGCUGACUGAUGACAGCAAGAGACUGGUCCUGUUUCGCUGUGAGCCCUCAUGGCAGUGUAUCAGCAUCAGGUGGGUAGUGAGGAGGUGCACCUCCCUGAUGUUCAGCCAGGCGGAGGACAAGCUGCUGGCGACUGACAAAUCAGGAGACGUGUACUCCUUCUCAGUGGUGGAGCCGCAGAGGGACGGAGAGCUGAAGAUGGGCCACCUGUCCAUGUUGCUAGCUUUAAGCAUGUCGCCGGACGACAAGUACAUCAUCACAGCCGACCGUGAUGAGAAGAUUAGAGUAAGCCACCUCAGGUCUCCGUACAACAUCCAGUCCUUCUGCCUGGGACAUCAACAGUUUGUCAGUGCUCUGCUGGUCCCAUCGGGUCAUCCAAACUGGCUGCUGUCUGGAUCAGGGGACGGGACCAUGAAGCUGUGGGAGUAUGAGUCCGGCCGUAAGCUGCAGAGCUGGGACCUUAAAGAGCUUGCAGAGGCACAGAGCUCUGAAGCUGACAAACCGAAGAAGCCAACUGUAUGCCGCAUCGCCAGCUCUCCUGAUGCUCGCCAUGUAGCCGUGCAGUGUGAGAGAGUGUCCACAGUUCAGUUCUUUACUCUGGACCAGGAGGGUGAAGACAAGCUCGUGCCACACAGCAGGCUCUCCCUCCCCCACUGUCCCCUCGACAUGACCUUUGACCUGGAAGGCCGCCUCUGGGUGCUGAUGGACUCCAGCGAUGCACCGCUCCAAAUUUACUCACACAAACAAGACUCCUGGGAGUGUGACGCUGAGAGCCCGGAACUGAACCGAGUGACUGAAGAAUUCAAGCCCCACUGGAAGACACUUGAGGCCUCCACGAGGACCGACAGCCGCUUCGAGCAUCUGUACAAGGUGAGCUAUGACAACGUGACGGCGUACCUGCAGAAGAAGCAGCAGAGAGUGGAGGAGCAGCAGCUGAAGAGAGGAAUGGCACAGAAAGCAAACGGCAACAAGAAGGCCAAGAAGGAGGCGUCAGGAGCCGUCACUCGCUCAUCUACCUAAAAUGGACACUCUGAAAAGAGAGCUAUUAUUUCCUUAAUGUUUGCUUUGAACAAUGCAUCGGAUUUGAAUGUGUUUAUUUGAUGAAGCCCGUGAAAGGGGUGUGCUUUACUGCAUGACCGGUUUGGAUGGAUUUUUGUUUGGCAUAAAUUUCUGGCUGAUUUUUCAAAAUAAACGUUGCAGCUAACCUUGAA
Molecule: messenger RNA, 1522 nt
Organism: Perca flavescens (yellow perch)
Lineage: Eukaryota; Metazoa; Chordata; Actinopteri; Perciformes; Percidae
Gene: wdr4
Product: WD repeat domain 4
Exons: 11
Coding region: 84-1331 (415 amino acids)
Biological process (GO): tRNA modification; RNA (guanine-N7)-methylation
Cellular component (GO): tRNA methyltransferase complex; nucleus; cytosol
Molecular function (GO): protein binding
Source: RefSeq, a predicted model, not a curated record